Toxoplasma gondii ME49 is the source of this 1132-nucleotide messenger RNA. Its product is annotated as Toxoplasma gondii family A protein. The transcript has 2 exons. The record is from RefSeq and is a predicted model, not a curated record. Bases 1 to 1128 code for a protein of 375 amino acids. Lineage: Eukaryota; Apicomplexa; Conoidasida; Eucoccidiorida; Sarcocystidae.
AUGGAGCGGCUGGCGCUCCGUGCCGUGCUCUUGACUGUCGUCGCGGCUAACGUAUUCCGUUCUGAGGCGAGUGGAUUAAAGGCUGAGCCAGAUUUCACAGUUACCAUUACCGAAAAAGGAGUGCAGGAAGACAUGCAGCAGUUUUUUUCGCUCGGACCUUCAGCGACUCUCCGAGUUGUUGACGAGAGCAACAGCGCGAUCCUUCUGCCUGAAGCGGAAGGAGGGGAGGCACAGGACAGCGUAGCGUAUGAGUUUGAGAAUGGACACUGCAACUUCGGUAAAACAGUCGCGUACAAAGACAUGUUUUCCGGGUAUACGCAGCAAGUAUGGGCCCGCUCCCCAGCUGAGGCUGGCACCGGGGAAAAACAUGGCGGAAAAACCUCGAUCUACACAUUUACGAAUCCUCCUGUCGAGUAUUUGAAUGGGGGGGUCAGUUUCUGUGUGCGAUUCAUGACGAAAACCACAGUGACAACAAACACGACGACCACCACACCGACAACGACGACGGCGGCAACAGCUCACUCCUCAGCACCUACUGGGGGCUCGUCAUCUGACUCCACUGGUGGUGAAGGCUCGUCACCUACGCCCGGUGACAGCGACGCACCUGAGCCUGGGACCGGCUCCGGUGGAGGUUCGUCGUCUGGAGAAUCAGAGUCUCAACCGGAUCCUCCACCAUCCAAUCAGCCCAGCGAAGAAGAACUGCCAGGAGUGCCGAGUGAGGAGGAAGGUGGUGACGGAGACUCAGCUCAAGAAGGCGGACAUAAUUCGGGAAACGACCCUCAACAUGGUACUGGCUCCUCGUCAAACGGGGCUGAGGCUCCUGAGCAACAGCAGCAACCACAGCAAACAGACUCUCAGAGCGUUCAGCCCCAGCUAGGUCACUCCGAUCAUGUCCUCCUUCAUAAUGACGGCGCAAACAGCCACGCCACCACAGAAUCUUCUGAUCCGGGACACGAACAAGUUCCAUCCACCGAGGGCAAACUGCAAUCUUCUCAGCUUCUGGGGCCGACAGCGUCUCAGGGUGCACCUCUCAGGAAUUCAGACCCAUUCAGUGUUGGCAGAAUGAGUUUGGGGAGCUAUGCAUUGGCGGGCGCACGGGUUCGUACAAGCACUACCAUACUGCGUUGACGGC